Molecule: messenger RNA, 495 nt
Organism: Diaporthe citri
Lineage: Eukaryota; Fungi; Ascomycota; Sordariomycetes; Diaporthales; Diaporthaceae
Exons: 3
Coding region: 1-495 (164 amino acids)
Source: RefSeq, a predicted model, not a curated record
AUGCAGUUCUCGCUUGUCGCCGCCAUCUCCCUCCUCGCGUCCGCCGAGGCUGCUCACCUGUGGAGCGGGCCCCGUGCGAAGCUCGUCAAGACCAAGCAGGCUGUUGCUUCCAACUACACAUGGACCGUGUCUGGCUGGAGUGCCGGUUGUGCCCGGGCGGGCUGCUACUAUGACUUCAACAUCAGUGCCCCGGCCUUUUCGGAGUCAGUGCCCGCAUUCAACGCCUACUGCUCGGGCUCCGGCGAGGGCGCCCCCUACGACGACUGUCAGAUCCUCGACGACAACAGAAACCCUCACCAGGUUGCCGCCCGCCUGCAGGCCGUCAACACGACCGGCACAGGGGCUCACUUGGCCGUGAGCUACGAGUUUGCCGACCCCACUGCUGAUGGGACAUACUGGAACUACACGGGCUACGCUGUCUCGUCGUACAACCAAUUUGUGGCGCCGCUGUUGACAUUCAACGUGGAGCCCACUGAGAUCUGGGGUGUCGCUUGA